Molecule: messenger RNA, 2868 nt
Organism: Kwoniella shivajii
Lineage: Eukaryota; Fungi; Basidiomycota; Tremellomycetes; Tremellales; Cryptococcaceae
Exons: 18
Coding region: 1-2868 (955 amino acids)
Cellular component (GO): cytoplasm
Molecular function (GO): saccharopine dehydrogenase activity
Source: RefSeq, a predicted model, not a curated record
AUGAUUAGGCCCAUCAGAGUAUCCCGCCCAUUCACUCGCUCAACGUAUCUAUCUAGACGAGAUCUGACAACAUUGGGACUGAGGAGGGAAGAUCCCAAGAGGAUAUGGGAGAGAAGAACAGCUCUUACGCCAGAUGCUAUUAGGGGUCUGAUCCAAGCCCAGAGGUCAACGGGAGCUGGAGAGCUCAAGGUUGAAGUGGAAAGUUGUGGAAGAAGAUGUUUUUCGGAUCAGCUAUAUUCCGAGGCUGGAGCUAAGAUAGUUCCUUUAUUAUCAAACGAAGUGGAUGUUAUCCUGGGGAUAAAGGAACCCCCUCUAGCUGAAGUCCAUCGUUUGACAAAAGAUGGGAAGAAGAGGAAAUGGAUGGUGUUUUCUCAUAUUCAUAAAGGACAAGAAUAUAACACCCCUCUUUUAGCUGCUUUCCUUCCUCCUUCUCAAGGUCAGACAUUGAUAGACCACGAACUGCUGACGGCUCCCGCGACGAGCAAAGAAAGGAAAGUCACAAGAGCAAGAGUAGCUGCUUUUGGCUGGUAUGCAGGAGCUGUGGGAGCGGGUGAAGCUUUAUCGAUGACUGGGAUUGCAUUACUUAAGCGUGGAAUCGCUUCUCCUUUACUGCAUUUACCUAGACCAUACGCUUCUGGUACAUUGGCAGAAUUCAAGGCUUCUCUGCGGAAAUGCGGUGAAUCAGUCCGUUCUUCCCCAGAACUAGAGACCAAGGGACAAGGUCCUAUCGUUAUUGGGGUGACAGGCGCUGGGAACGUUUCCACCGGAUCGAAAGACAUGCUAGAUGAGCUGAAUGUAGAAUGGGUUAAAGCGGAGGACUUAGCUGGAUUAAAAGAUGCACCCAGUAACAGAAUUUACGGUUGCAUCAUACCCUCCUCGUCCUACAUUACCCGUAAAGAUGGGUCGUCAUACGAUAGAGCAGAGUAUUAUCGCACACCCGAGAAAUACAAAUCGUUCUUUGCCGAAAAAAUCGCACCACACAUCACCACUUUGAUCAACGGGGUAGGCUGGUCAUCUACCUUCCCUCGAACGAUCAGUAACUCCGAUCUUUCUUCCCUUCUAAACGCAGCUGGCGACAAACAGAAGCUACUAGCGGUACAAGAUAUCACAUGUGAUAAAGAGGGAGGACUGGAGUUUGUCAACCAGUUCACUACUAUUGACCAACCAUGCUUUAAAGGUCCCGGUGGAAUAUUGAUCAGCAGUAUUGACAUUCUUCCUACUGAACUUGCGGCGGAUGCGUCGGCUCAUUUCUCUUCAAAAAUUCUUCCUUAUGUAACAAGAGCUCUCUUUCCCGACGUCAAAGGUGAUAAAGCUGGAGAAGAGGACACGAUAGAAAGGGCAAAAAUCGUUGAUGAAGGCAAGCUGUUAGAACAACAUGGAUGGUUGAUGCCUCGUGUCCAAGCUUGGGGAGGACACUCUUCGAAUUCCUCAGACGUCGCUCCUAUUCGGGAAGACAAGCUAGCUCUGACAUCACAAAAGAAGAAGAAGAUCCUCCUCUUGGGAAGUGGAUUGGUAGCUGGACCGGCUGUGGAAGUUUUUGCUGCUCGAUCCGAUGUACAUCUAGCUAUAGCGAGCAACAACAUUUCCGAAGCUCGUUCACUUAUCAAAGACCGAAGUAAUGUCGAAGCUAUCUCGCUUGAUGUAGGAGAUGAGGUGGCUUUGAGCGAAGCUGUGGCUGCGGCAGACGUUGUGGUCAGCUUAUUACCCGCACAAAUGCACCCUCAAGUUGCAAAACAUUGUAUAAAUCAUUCCAGACAUCUAGUGACUGCAUCAUACGUUUCACCGGAGAUGAAAUCACUUGAUCAAGCUGCGAAAGAGAAGGAUGUACUUCUUCUAGGGGAAUGUGGACUUGAUCCAGGAAUUGACUCAAUGGCAGCCAUGCGAAUUCUGGACCGAGUUCAACGAGAAGGAAAGAAAGUCACCUCUUUCGUUUCCUGGUGUGGUGGAUUACCUGAACCCUCAGCGUCUGACGUGCCGUUGAGAUACAAGUUUUCUUGGAGCCCCAAGGCAGUUCUGACAGCUGCUCAGAAUGACGCUCAUUACAAGUUGAAUAAUGAGAUUGUUAGAGUGCCUGGAGAUCAACUUCUUUCUAACCAUUUUCCAGAAGUGAAACUUUGGCCUGAACUUCAAUUGGAAGGAUUGGCCAAUAGAGACUCUAUGCCUUAUGCUGAGAAGUACGGUCUUGGCGAAACAGACGGAUUGAAAGAUCUUUUCCGUGGAACACUAAGGUACCAAGGCUUCUCACGAUUACUAGAGUCAUUUCGCAGACUUGGUUUAUUGCGAAAUGAAGCUUUGAAAGAGGUACCUGAGAAUUGGGAAGGUUUCUUACUUGCCUCUACUGCGCGAGAGCUUGGGUACGAUAAAUCACUCAAAGACAAUGAUUUACCUAGUGCUCUAUCGGAUCUGCUUGGUUCUCACAAGACCGAGGAGGUUUUAGAAGCUCUUAAAUGGUUCUCGCUAUUACCUUCGACAUCAUCACCACCAUCCCCACUUCCUCUGCCGAACCUAAGAGCUCCUGUUCCAGUUGAUCUAUUCGCACAUCUCCUUUCACAUAAAUUAUCUUACUCAAAAGGUGAAAGAGAUACAUGUCUCCUGCAUCAUUCAUUCACACUUUCGCCUACAUCGUCACUUUCCGGACAAAAGCAACCGGAACAAAAAGUGACAGCUUCAUUAUUAUGUUAUGGUGAUGAGAACGCUUCUGCUAUGAGUGUGACAGUGGGGAAGACACUAGCUUUUGCGGCGUUGAGAGUAGCAGAUGGUUUAGUCAGAGGUAGAGGAGUCAAAGGUCCUUACGAAAGAGAAGUGUGGGAAGGCACUUUGGAUAAAUUGGAGGAGGUCGGCGUGGUGGUUAAAGAGAAAUGGGACUAG